Messenger RNA from Aspergillus niger, 3120 nucleotides. RefSeq lists its product as uncharacterized. Gene Ontology annotation, molecular function: protein binding; tRNA methyltransferase activity. Gene Ontology annotation, biological process: wybutosine biosynthetic process; tRNA methylation. The transcript is spliced from 6 exons. The record is from RefSeq and is a predicted model, not a curated record. Lineage: Eukaryota; Fungi; Ascomycota; Eurotiomycetes; Eurotiales; Aspergillaceae. The coding region runs from base 1 to 3120 and encodes 1039 amino acids.
AUGACGGCGAACAAGGAAGCCGGUGCUGUCAAGGCAGCGGCGAAAAAGCCGGCCAUGGCUGGAACCAGCACUAAAGCUGAGAAGGAGGCCGAUCUGGUUAUGGGGACCAAUAAUAGUAGUAUCGUAUCUAAACGCAGCGUCGAAAUGCUCUACUAUCCCAAGCCCCAUUUCUUUCGGUAUUUCGUCAAAAAGCCCCAGCGGCGGUCGCCGUUGAUCAACCGCGGAUAUUGGCUUCGUAUGCAUGCGAUGGCAGAGUCGGUGCGACAGUUUAUGAGAGAGCCUACGGGAAAACCCAAGUUUGUCCUCAACUUGGGGUGUGGAUUUGAUCCCCUACCGUUCAUUCUCCUCAGUGAAGAUCCAUCCCUGUGUAGAGAUACGCAAUUCGUCGACAUCGAUUAUGAGAAGCUCAUGAUCAAUAAGAAGACCGCCAUCAAAAGGACCGCUGAGAUCACACAGGUUCUCAAGGAUAUAGAGUUCUUGUCCGACGAAAGCGCCGUGCAAAUACGCAGUGCACAAUACCUAGGCAUUGGAUGCGAUCUCAAAAAUCUCAAAAAGCUGGACGACGUGCUGAGAACCGAGGUUCUGCCUGCGGAGUGCUCAGUCCUCUUCCUAGCUGAGGUUUCCUUGACCUAUAUGGAUGUUAAGUCCGCCAACGCGGUUGUCGAGUGGGCGUCAAAGUUGAAUAAUGAGGCCAAGUUCUGCAUUCUUGAGCAGUUCUUCCCCGACGGGCCCGAUCAUCCGUUCGCCUCGACCAUGAUGAAACACUUUAAGAAGCUCGGAGCACCGCUGUAUUCGAUCCAUGAAUACCCUUCACUCAACGAGCAAGAACAGCGAUUCAGGAACGCCGGGUGGCAGCAGGCAAGCGCCAGAAGUUUGUGGGAUCUCUGGUCGGAUGACGAAUUUGUGAGCAGUUCGCUGCGAUCCUCCUUGGAUGCUGUGGAGCCGUUCGAUGAAUGGGAAGAAUUCGCACUUUUUGCUUCCCAUUACUUCCUUCUCGUCGCCUCUACAUCACAAGGGGGUUGGGAUCGCAGCGCAGCAAAGACUAUGCAGGCCGAACAGGAAGUCGAUGUGUCCAACCAGUAUGCGCUUCAUGCAAAGUACCCGGCGGGGGGUGGCCAACGCAGGUUCGGAGCGCUUAUUCCAGAUGGCACAAACUCUUUCGGUUACCAUGCCGGGCUCGGACGGCAGACGCGACUAGCAACGACGGAUCUGUACGCGAACACAAACGACGUCACCGGUCCUACCCUGCCUGUCCCUUCCCGCGAUGUCCCAGCUAGGAUGUGUCAUACCGUAACACAGCUAUCUGGGGGCGAUUGUUUACUUGUCGGUGGCCGGGCUUCACCAGCUGCUGGUCUCAAGGAUUGCUGGCUAAGACAGGGAACCCAGUGGCGUCCGACAAAUAACCUCCCAGUCGAGCGGUUCAGACAUAGUGUGAUCAGAGUCACUUUGAGCUCAGACUAUGUCUUGGUCUAUGGAGGAAAAACGAGCAAUGGCACGACCCUGGAUACCUGGUUGCUAUGGAGCAAAGAAGACGGGUGGCAAACGGUCGAAACGGUCAAUGGAAGCCCCAGUGCUAGGUUCGGGGCCUGCCUGGCAAGCACAGACAAUACGUCGGGAAUCCUUUUCGGAGGAAUUGGAGCGGAUGGCACUAUCGUGGAAGAUUUCUGGACGUGGAAGUUGCACCAGCGCAGCAAUGGAUCGUACUAUCUGGAAUUGCACGAUGGCACAGAGAGGCUACAGAAAGCUUCACCCACCUUUGAAUAUCUCAGCCGCUUCGGCGCCACUCUCAGCUGCUCCUCUCGGGGGUUGCUUCUUAUUGGCGGUAUAAUCCCUCGACAAAUCGUGCCCUAUGAGAAGGAAAUCAUGCUUCUGAAUACGAAAGCACUUGUCGAGUGCCUUACUAGCGAUUGUGCGUCGCAGUCUGGUAAUAUAUUGUCUGCAGUAGGGCUUGGUCUGGACUUUGGUGGGCCAAGACCUUUACUGGUCGGCCAUGCUGCUUAUGCUAUCGAUCCGAACCAGGUUCUGCUGCUGGGCGGUGGUGCAGUUUGUUUCUCUUUUGGAACCUUUUGGACUGAAGGCACCUGGCUUCUAAAGAACACUGACACAGCUCUUGAGAACGAGUGGGGUCGAGUCUCUGAGGUUGCGGAACCGUUGAAAGCUGAGGAGCCAUCGGUCGAGCCAUCCAAUGUCGACCAACAGAGCACCAAGGGCGUCACACCGAUUCCCCGUGUUAAGGUUGAAACCGCCGCGCAAUUCCAACAGAUACUAGUGGAAGGGAAACCAGUAAUCAUCGAAGGAUCCGACCUUGGUCCGUGCACGGAGCAUUGGACAAAGGAGUAUCUCGCGGAUGCUGUUGGCAGGGACCGCAAGGUUGUUGUACAUGACGCUCAGUCCGACCAUAUGAGUUUCCAAGCGAAGAAUUUCUCCUACACAACCAAGGAGUUCGGCUCCUUCCUGGACGAGGUGCAUGCGGGUGGCCGUCAAUAUCUUAGAAGUAUCUCCACUGAAGAGCCCACCAAACAACCUGCCAAGUUAGCCGUAGAUUUCCCCAAUCUCAGGGAUGAUUUCCGACUCCCCGAGUCUUUUGCUAUGGUUGUCGAGAACGAACACAGUUCUCCACUCAGAAUCUCUGGACCAGUCACCCUGUGGCUGCACUACGAUGUCAUGGCAAAUGUUUUGUGUCAGAUCCGUGGCGAGAAGAGACUCAUUCUCUUUCCCCCUAGUGAUGUGCAAUACCUUCAGGUCCCUGCUGGGGCAUCAAGCUCCACCCUUAACAUAUUCCAGAAUUCAGUAGACGGUUCAAUUGCUUCGGUGCCGUACACAACGCCACAUGAAGCGGUUAUGCGUCGUGGCGACAUCCUGUUCAUUCCCCCGUUGUGGUUACACACUGCAUCUCCGACUGGCCAGGUCAGUGUGGCCGUGAAUGUUUUCUUUCGCAAUUUAUCGAAAGGAUAUGCAGCUGGCCGGGAUGUCUACGGGAACCGUGAUUUGCAAGCCUAUGAGAAAGCGAGGAUCGAUCUUCAGAAGAUGGCGAAGUCUUUUGAUGGCCUCCCACCUGACAUGGCUCGUUUCUACUUGCUGAGACUUGCAAAGGAGCUCAGAGACAAGGCCGAAGCAUAG